AGCACAUCUAUACAUAAUUUCUAAGCAAAUGACGACCCUUGCCGAUAUUUCGCGAAUUCUUGACGGAACAUUAUCGUAGUGGUUCGGCCUCCGUCCAGUCUCGUUCGGUUAUUACAGCAUUAGGGAAUUAAUCAUACCUAUUUAUUACAACCGUACAUUUCACGAAUAUCCUUACCACCAAUGCGCGAUGGGAAAAAAGAGCAAGAAGCCCGCAGCGGGCGAAUCUCCUAACUUGGAGCCACAGACUGCUGCAGAACCCUCGACCACCUCGACUACCUUGACAACAACGACAACCUCCUCGACAACAAAUAAGAAGAAACCGUCCUCUCCUGCGCCCCAACCUUCCCCGUCUGCGCUCGUAAUCUGUCGUAAUAAGCAUUGGCGCUAUAUUUCUUCCUUCCAUGGCCCAUGGCUACAACUACCGCUCGAGGUCCUCGUUACGCUCGCCAAUGCCAAUUACUACAUGCCCUUACCGCGUCCCGUCGAUCCCGCAGUAUUCUACGACUUGGUGAAGAUAAGACAGCUUGUGGAUGGUGCUACCGAUUUGGCCGUACGAGCGGCUAAUGGCGUCGCCUCGUCGGCCUUGUCCAAUUCGCUGGCAGGAGGAGCUGCGCAUCAUAUGCAAGCCUUAGGGCUCGGGUUUGGGAACAAUGCCGGCGCAAAACUGAGUCCAGAAAGGAAAUUUCGAAUGCGAGAGCAAGCCACCCAGAAGUUGUCGCGCGCCUACCAUCUCGACGAAAUAGCCUCGAGCGUCGCUACAAUGCAAUCUACUUCAACUUUAGAGAACGUUGCUGGUCUUGUAUUGCAAAGGUCACCUAACGACCCCGAUGCCAAUUAUGUACAUUUUUUCCACGAAAAGAUCCCGUCUAGACAACUUGCAGAAUGCACCGACUUCCGCGCGUUAGAUUUAAUAAUUGGCCAGCGGCCUUCUGAGUGCGAGCCUCUGAGAACUCGAGCUAUUGUCCGCAUGUUUAAGGAAGAUUUUGAGGGUGCCGUUCAGGAUCUCACCUCUGCGCUUAGUGUGUAUCGUCUCCAACAACCACGGCAUAACAAGCCUGCUGUAGAUGAAACGAUGCAACUAGAACAGAAGACACGGCGGCGACGAGACCAACCCCCUGUUGAUGAGGCAAAUCAACCAAGUAGUACAGAAGUACAACUGCUGUUUCAACGCGCAGGUUGCUACCUCACUCUAGCAUGUGAUCAUGUACCGCACGCACUCCCUAAUUUGCAUAGCGAGCAGAACGGGGGCUCGCGAAACGGCGCAAACGGCACAAAUGGUCUUAGUAAUGGCUCCGCUAAUGGGAAUACAGGGUCACAGGAAGCUGAAGGAGACUUGGAGGAUAAAGGUCCUACCAAGAGGCAGCUCGAAAUGCGUAAGACAGUGCGCUUUUAUGCGAAGCGCGCAUUAAGAGAUUAUAUGGAAUAUUUCAAGCAUUUCCACUACUCGCCUAAUCUACCUAUCGAAGUAUCAGAUGACUUCAGUCGUCAGGUCAAUCAAGCAACUCACCGUAGUAAGAAGUAUUACGGUCAAUCUCGACAUGCGUCUCAGGACCCAGGUAGUCCCACGGGCACCUCGCCUAGCCACACGAUCUACGAGCUAGCAUCACUCUUUUCGGCGACACCCCCCGCAGACUUGCCGCCCUACCCCUCGACAGAUAUCAUUUCUCCAGCUUCUGCUACCGUGGAGUCGAUCCAGACAACCAGCGAAGUUGUCACCUACCACCCGUUACUUACCGACGCAUUACAUUCGCUCUUGCUGUGCCACACCCUCAUGCAAACCUCGGCUAAAGAGUUGCAGCGACAUGCGCACAUGGUUGCUCGCCUUGCUCGUCUGGCGGAUGGGUAUCCGGUAUUUCAAGCGAGCCGGUCCCCUGCCCGAGCAGAUUGGAUAGAAGUCCUUAGAAGAGCAGAGAAUUGGAUCGAGCUCUCCUCGAGUUGGGAGGCACUCUGCGCACCCGCCCCGCUCCCUACUCCCAUGUCCGCUGCACUAGGAGUGUCUGCCGCAGCUGCGGUUAACGCCCUGUCUAUCACCGGCAGCACAAGUCCCACAACCGAGACAGAGGAGCAGAGGAAGGAGCGGAUGCGCCAACAGGCCAUAAUAGAGGCCCUAGAGGACGAGCGCGUCAACGACGAAGCCAGCUUUAAAGCGGCUAUCCUUGCCCGCCAACGUCGCGCCGAGGCCGACCACGCCAGCUCCUCAAGCGGCGGCGUACCAAGCCCCAACGCGGGACCCAAGCGCUGGGCCGUAGACGACGGUAGGGAAUAUCCCAUCCUAACAGAGCGCGCAGAGGCCGUCGCCAGGUGGAUUCGCGAGGCGCCGACGGGGCCUGGUACCGGGACUGGCAAACGCAAGAAGAAGUCGAGACCUCAGAAGAAAGCCGCUGAGCCGGAGCCUGAGAAGGAGACCGAGGUUACGGAACCGGAAGCUACGGAAUCGGCUGCGGAGCCGGUUUGAAGUAAAUCGUAACAUGUCGAAAAAGUGAGUUAAUUGUCUUGAGACGCGUGCUCGCAUAUUAGCGGAGAUAUACCUUGUAGUGUAUACCUUAAUUAAAUGCGUAAAGCUUUAUCUCUUCGAUUUUUUGUGGUAUAGUGAUCAUGCU
Molecule: messenger RNA, 2600 nt
Organism: Annulohypoxylon maeteangense
Lineage: Eukaryota; Fungi; Ascomycota; Sordariomycetes; Xylariales; Hypoxylaceae
Exons: 2
Coding region: 188-2455 (755 amino acids)
Source: RefSeq, a predicted model, not a curated record